UCCUUGUUCAUCGGUGUUUCCCCACCUCUAUCGCAAAACCAAUUUGUUUAAAAAAACAGAGGGCCUUCGGAAAAUCGCCGCUUCUUUAAAAAUGAAUAAGAGCACUUAGCGCUCGAUGCUCUGCAAAACGCGUGCAACGAGUGACCAUGAAAAUGCGAGCGAGAAAUUCGCGAAAAUCAAUGAAUAAAAGCCAAAAACCAACAGCAACAACAACAACAGCAACGAGCAGCGGAUCAUAAUAACUAAUAAUACUGUUAAACCAAGUGAAAUUCGAGGUUGGAAUUCGUUAUGCUGCAGUGCCCAUCAUUGGAUUAAAAACCGGGUGGAGAUCCAAAAAUCCCCGCCUCCAGUGUUUAACCCUCGCUUUUAGUUUAACCCCCUGCCGCCAGAAUGGAUGGUCAGCGGGCCAGGGAUUUGCUAACGCUUCUGCAGGAGCGCGUCGUCUUCUUGACGGGCGGACGGGAUCGGAGGGGCGGGCCGCUCCUCUGUUUCCCGGCCACGCCCCGCAGGGAUCGACUAAAGCCAGAGGAUCUGCGGCGACUUCUCAGUUACCUGAUCAGCAUUCCCAGCGACGCCGCCAAGAACCUCGGAUUCACAGUCAUCAUCGACAUGCGCGGCAAUGGCAACUGCUCGACCAACGUGAAGACGAUAUUGAAGGUGCUGCAGGAACACUUCAGCGCCAAUAUCCACAACGUGGUGAUCAUCAAGCCGGACAACUUCUGGCAGAAGCAGCGUGCCUCGAUCUCCUCGCACAAGUACAAGUUCGAGACGACGACGGUGUCGAUCGAGUCCCUCAACAAGAUCGCUGAGAGUCACCAACUGACGGGUGAUUUCGAGGGUCAGCAGCCGUACGAUCAUCAGCAGUGGACGGACGCCCGGUUGGCCAUCGAGGACUUCUUCUGGCAGGCCGGUGAUAUGGCCGAUCGCAUCGACGAUCUGCAGGAGGACCUCAAUCGCAACGAUUUCGCCGAGGACGUAACGCUGGCCAGGCACGCCAUCGAUCAUCACAACGAGAUGCGCAAGAAGAUCACCAAGCUGCCCAUCGAGGAUCUCGACAUUCAGGGCAAGAAGCUGCUGGCCAAGAUCAACGCAGUGGCUCCGCCAGGCGGUCAGCCCCCUGCUGGUUCCGGAGGCUCGGACAUGGACUCGGGCACUUCCUCUGCCGGACAGCAAUCUCAACCCUCGCAGCAAUCUCGCUCGGUGAGCGGCAAUCCGGACAUGUCGGCCGCCGUGAACAAAGCCCUGCGGCAAAUCGACCUCAUUCACACCGGGCAGGAGAAGCUGCUGAUGCUGUGGCAGCACAAGAAGGUGAAACUAGACCAGUGCUUCCAGUGGCGCCUGUUCGAGCAGGACUGCGAGAAGAUGUUCGACUGGAUCCUGCACAACCGCGAUGUGUUCCAGAUGAGCUACGUGGAGAUAGGACACAACUACUCUGUGGCCAAAUCGCUGCAGGACGAGCACCAGAAGUUCGCCGUGGCCUCCAUGAAUGUGUCCGUGAACAUCGAUAGGAUCCUGGCAGUGGCAGCUCGGCUGAUUGAGAGCCAGCACUAUGCAGCUCAGCACAUUAAAACGCUGGCCCAACGCUUGGACCGCACCUGGAAGGACUUUGCAGCGGGCUUGGACGAGAGAACGGCUGUCCUGCAGCUCAGUGUUCUGUUCCAUCACAAGGCGGAGCAGUAUUGCAACAGCGUGGCCAGCUGGGCAGCCGCCUGUCAGGCCUCGCAACCACUUCCAUCGGAUAUCCAGAGCCUGGAGACGGCCAUCCGGACACACCAGUCUCUGUACGAAGCCAUGUGCCAGGCUUACACGGAGGUUCACUCCACCAGCAAGAAGCUGCUGUAUCAACUGGAUCACUUGGUGCAGGUCUGCAAUCAACCGCCGCCACCUGGUGUCCCGGAUCAUCGAAAGAAUAGCAACGGUGGCAGCUUUAACAAGUACGAGAGACAGAAUCCGGCGGCGGAUUACAGCGAGGGCGCCAGUCAUGUGUUGGCUGUGAUUCACCAGAUCCUGGGACACCAUCGCACUCUGGAAGCCAAGUGGCACCAGGAAAGAUUGCGACUGCACCAGACCCUAGCUCUUAGGCUCUUCCAGGAAGAUGUGAAGCAGGUCUUGGAUUGGCUGAAAAAUCACGGCGAAGUUUUCCUGCGGAAAAAUACAGGUAUUGGCCGGAACUUCCACAAGGCCAGGGUGUAUCAGACCUCGCACGAUAACUUCGAGAACGUUGCCCAGAACACCUACAGUAAUGCCCAGAAACUUCUGACGGCUGCCGAUGAGCUGGCCCGAAGUGGCGAAGCGGACCCCAAUGAGAUUUAUUCUGUGGCCAGAGAGCUGGAACUGCAAGUGGGCAGCUUUGCGGAGAGAGUGGAGCAGAGGAGACGCCGCCUGGAGAUGGCCGUCAUUUUCUACACCCACGAGAAGGACGUGACCGCCUGGAUAGAUAAGCUGAGAAAGGAUGUGAGCACGGACGAGACGCGGCUGUCGCAGGAGAAUCUCGAGGGCAUCGAAUGCAUAUUGCAGCAAUAUCAGAGGGACAAGCAGGAGAGCUCCGUUAAUGUCUGCCUCACGACGAUUGCCCAGGGUGAAGCUCUGCUGCAGGAGAUGCGUUCCCUGGAGUAUGCGGACAAUACUGGCUCCAUUGCCGCCUUGGAGGCCACGCUCGAGAAGCUGAGCAAACAGAAAGUGGAGCUGGAGGAGCUCUGGUCAGCCCGCAAGUUUCGCGCCGAUCUCAUCCUGCGCCUGCGCUACUUCGAGCGGGACGCCAUGGAGCUGUCUUCCCAGCUGGAGAUCUGGUCGGAGUCUCUCCAGCAUGCUGACCUCUCCAGGGACUACCAGAAGGCCGAGCAGCUCAUACGCAUGCACAACGAAUCGGUGACGGACAUGCAGAACGCCACCUACGAGAUCCUGCAGCAGGGUCAGGACCUGCUGCAGCUGUUCGAGAACGCUGGCUUCAUCUCCAUGGCGGAUAGCACGCACACGGCUCAGGCUAGGAUUGAAUAUCUGCUCGACUUCUUGCGCGAACGGGAGAUCGAUCUGGAGGAAAUGUCCGAGGCGAAGCGGGCAAAGCUCGAGCAAGCGGUGCAGCUAUGUCAAUUCCAGAACGAUGCCAACCAGGUUAUUUCGUGGAUCCGCAAUGGAGAAGCCAUGCUGGUGGCCAGCUUCGUCACACCGAACAGCUUGCAGGAGGCCGAACAGCUGCGCAAGGGUCACGAGCAGUUUCAGAUUGCCAUUGAGAAGACGCACACAUCGGCGGUGCAGGUUAAGUAUCGGGCGGACGCUUUGAUCAAUGCCAACCACUAUGACCCGCAAUCCAUCAGGGAGAUCAGUGAUGAUGUGACCAAGAAGUGGCAGCAGUUGGUUACCUACGCCGAGGAGCGCCACAAACUGGUGACCGCCUCGAUAAACUUCUACAAAACAGCCGAGCAGGUGUGUUCGGUUUUGGACAGCUUGGAGCGGGAAUACAAGCGGGAGGAUGACUGGUGUGGCGGCGGGGGAGGCAGCGACAAAGCUCCCACCAUCGUGCAGCUGAUCUCGAAGCAUCAGGAGCAGAAGGAGGCCUUCUUGAAAGCCUGUACUCUGGCUCGUCGCACGGCGGAGACUUUCCUGAAAUACGCUAAUCGAUCACAGCAGUGCUACCAGUACAAAGGAAACUGCGAAGCCCAUGUGAAGAGCAAGCUGGACAAGCUACUGACCCAGGAAAAUCAAGUUCUAGACUACUGGACGCUGCGCAAGAAAUCGCUGGAUCAGUGUCAGCAGUUUGUUCUCUUCGAGAGGAGUGCCAAACAGGCCAUCGAAUGGAUUCACAACACCGGCGAAGCGUACCUCUCCUCGAGAUCUAACUUGGUGGGCAUAAGCAAGGAGGAAACGGAGGGAUUGCUCAAAGAGCACAACGAGUUCCGCAGCACUGCCAAGGAGACGCGUGAAAGGGUGAAGCUGCUCAUCCAACUGGCUGAUAGUUUGGUGGAAAAGGGUCACGCCCAUGCCAGCGAUAUCAAGCAAUGGGUGGCGUCUGUGGACCAGCGGUACAAGGAUUUCAGCAACCGAAUGGACAGCUACUGCGAGCAGUUGGAGAAAUCCCUGGGCAUGUCCCAGCAGCAGUUACUUUUGGGAUGCGAUGGAAACAGCUCGAUAAGUUCGUCCUCGGGCGUCAGCAGUGGGGAUCGCCACUCGGAUCCCACGCUGGAAGCGAAGCUGAACAGCAGCAACAAGGAGAACAAGGAAAUAAACGAGGAGAAGCGCAAGUCGGCGAGGAGGAAAGAGUUCAUCAUGGCGGAACUCAUGCAAACAGAGAGGGCCUACGUCAACGAUCUGGCCACCUGCAUUAAGUGUUUCCUGGAGGAGUUCAGAGGUGGCAGAAAUGUGCCUCCUGCACUCAUUGGUCAAGAAGAUGUGAUAUUCGGCAAUAUUAGGGAAAUACACCACUUCCAUCAGAAGAUUUUCCUGCGCGAGCUGGAGAAGUACGAAACGAUGCCGGAGGAUGUGGGCCAUUGCUUUGUGACCUGGGCCUCCAAGUUCGACAUGUAUGUGCACUACUGCAAGAACAAACCCACAUCGAAUAAUCUGCUAGUCCAGCACGCGGGCAGCUACUUUGAGGAGCUGCAGCGGCGCCUUGAGGUGGACCAUCCCCUGCCCGCCUAUCUCAUCAAACCCGUGCAGAGGAUCACCAAAUACCAGCUGUUACUUAAGGAUCUCCUAUCCUGCUGCGAGGAGAGCCAUGGCGAAAUCAAAGAGGGUCUCGAAGUAAUGCUGAAUGUGCCCAAAAAGGCCAACGAUGCCAUGCAUCUUUCGCUGCUGGAAAACUGUGAUGUCUCCGUGGACAAACUCGGAGAAGUUGUGCUGCAGGACGCCUUCCAGGCCUGGGACACCAAGCAAAUCAUCCGAAAGGGCAGGGAACGACGUGUCUUCCUCUUCGAGUUGUAUCUCCUGUUUGCCAAGGAGGUCAAGGAGUCCAGCGUAGUCAAGUACCAGUUUAAGAGCAAGCUCAUGACCACCGACAUGGGCAUCACGGAGCACAUCGAGGGCGAUGAGACCAAGUUCGCAGUGUGGACUGGUCGUUCGCCCAUGCUCUCGGAUUGCAGGAUCGUUUUGAAAGCAACGAGCUUGGAAACCAAGCAGAUUUGGGUGAAGAAGCUGCGCGAAGUAAUGCAGGAGACCUGCUUCUCGGGUACCUCAUUGACCCUGCCAAAGUCUCCAGCCAAACACUCGGGCUCCUCGCAAAGAUCUUCUAGGGAUUUGGAUGAACAGCUCACCGAGAACGAUCAUGAUCGCUGCUCUCUAGCUAGUUUCGGAUCGGGUAAUACCACAGAUAGUGAUAAUAAGCUGGGCAACCAGGAGGCCACUUGGGUGGUGGCGGACUACAUCGCCAGCUCGGGCACCAAUGAGCUGAGCGUGAGCAAGGGCCAGCAGGUGGAGAUUAUCGAACCGCCCACCGCCGGCGAGCCGGACUUCUGCCUGGUGCGCCUCAAUCCUCAGCACGACGAUGCCGCCGUGCAGGAAGGACUCGUUCCUGUCUCAGUGCUCAAACCGCCGCCGGGCGCACACAAACACGGUUCCGGAUCCGGAUCGAAUGCAACCGGAGCAGCGGGCUCACAGAAAUCCGACAUGCAGGAUCAGGGUAAUCGCAGCAAGGCGGAUGCCUUAUCAUCGUCCACCAAACGACGCGGUUUUAGCGGGCGCAACUGGCUGCCGCUGAUCAAUCGCAAGGCAUCGGACAAGCCGCCAAACAGCAAACCGCUGGUGAAGAAGCCGUCGGAGAAGAACCUGAGGACGCCCCAGAAGCACGCGGAGGAGCUCGCCGAGCAGCAGAACCAGCAGCCAGGUGGCAGUCCCGCCACCGCGGUGCCUUCGUCCCACUUCCCCAGCUCCGCCCAACAGCCGGGAGGCGCCGGGGACUACGAGCCCGAUGAGGAGGCCGGACUGGAGCUGCCGCCGCCCAUGAAACCCAUCCAGGAACCGCACCUGAUUGCCAACGGACCGCCCGCAUUUACCAAGGACGCCAAGGAGAACUCGGCCAAUUUGGCCAGCACCGGCAAAAUGGACGGCAAUCCACUAUCGGAAAUAGAAGAAAUUGUCAAGACGACAACGGAACAGCACGAGUCCAACUGUCGCGGCGACGGAAGCGGAGGAGCGGAGAAUGCCAGCACCAAUGGCCACGGACGCUCCCACGACAACGACGAGGAGAGCCACUCUGCUCUCUCAGACAAAGCGGAAGCUCUCAGGAAGCGGCAGUGCGUUUUAGCGGAGCUGGUUUCCACGGAGGAAUCGUAUGUGCAGGAUCUCCACAUGAUUGUCAAUGGAUAUAUGACAGAGAUCAACAAUGCGAACAGUGAUAUACCAAUGCCGGAGGAUUUGAAGGGUGGCAAAAUGAGGUUGAUCUUCAACAACAUCAAGGACAUCUACGAGUGGCACAGGGACUACUUUUUGAGGGCCCUGCGCAACUGCCAAAAGUCCCCAGCGGAUCUAGGUCCACUCAUCAAGCGCUCAGCCACCAAGUUUGCUCUGUACUACACCUAUUGCAGCAACAAACCGCUGUCCGAAUAUAUUGUCGGCGUCCACUGUCAGUACUUCGAUUGCAUUCGCCAGAAGCUGGGACAUCGCCUGGAUCUGAGCAAUUUGAUCAUCAAGCCUGUGCAGAGAAUCACCAAAUACGAGCUGCUGAUCAAGGAGAUCAUCAAGUACACCGAGGGAGCCGGGCUCUACAAGGAGGUGCCCAUGCUGCAGGAGGCCUACCAGCAGAUGAAGGUGGUAGUCAACGCGGUCAACGAAAUGAUGGUGGUGCUGCGCAGCCUGAAAGACUUCGAUGGGGAGCUCAGCGCCCAAGGCAGCCUGCUGAUGCAGGGCCCCAUGAGCUGCCUAGUGGAUGCGGCACAGAAGCAGCGAGAGCUGCAAGUGUUCCUCUUCCAGCAGAUCAUCAUCUUCGCUGAUGUGGAGAAGGCGAAGGGUCAGUAUACCGACCCGGUAUUCAAGUACCGAUCGCACAUUCAGCUCAAUCACAUGCAACUGAAGGAACUGGGCGACUAUCGCUUUCAAAUCAGGUCGACGGACCCCAAGAUUCCGGAAAUGACGAUUGUCUGCCAGGCGACGUCGCAGGAGAACUAUUCGGGAUGGAUCGAUAUGCUGAACAAGAUCCUGCAGCAGCAGAACGACCUGAUCUGGAUGCUCUCCAAUCCCCUGCAAACCAAAAACAAGUGAACGCCUUUCGGGGAAGAAUUCCAAAUGAAUUAGCAACAAAGCUUGACAGCAAGCGAGAACAACAAACAAACGAAAGUAUGAGAAAAUGAUAUUGUAAUGUGUUUUGGGCAAAGGGUUUUCCGCCACCCAAGUGAGCAUUCGCCUCGCACUUCUUUUCCCGUCUGUGCGUCUGUUUACUGAUCGUUCUGCUCACACCCAGACACACACGCAUACUCACUCCUAAUUUGUAUGGAACAUGUAAAUGUAAUUUAUUUAUUCGUUAUCAUCUGAGUUUCCGUUCAGGCUACCUUUAGUUUCUAGUUUGAGCCGCCUUUCUGUUCUGUAUACUGUAUUAUUCUGUUUCGUUUCCGGAUUUGUGUAUAUGAAACGCAAAGUAUUAUAUGCUCAAGAUUACCUUUGACAAUGUGUGCAUUUUUAACUUAAUUAGACAGUUUUCUCUUAGUUUUACUUUUCCACAUCUGAUUUCUUAGCGAACGGCAGCCGAAAACUACUCAGAAUCAAAAGCAAUUUACAUUUUCGUUUCGUAUUUGUAUUCGCAUUAAACAAAGUAAGAGUAUAACUAUUCUAGCCUUAGUUCGGUACCUAGUUUUAGUUUAACCUUAAAGUGUUAAUCAUAGUUUAAACUUAUAGUACUUGAUUUGCUUUGGAUAACGAAAGCAGAGAUUCGUUUUACGGCACUAAUUCGAGUGCGACAACUUCGUGAAAUAAUUUAAGCCUAAUUUAGUUUACGAAUGCAAUGCAAAGCGUAUUUGUACUUUAUGUUUUACAAAUAAAAUAUGUAAGCUUUAAACGUAAUCAAAAACAGAACCGAUAAGUUUUUAAUUAUUAUAAUUUUAAAUUAUGCCCAAAAUAAAACAAAAGCCUGCUCAGUUGUAA
This is a messenger RNA of Drosophila ficusphila, 8064 nucleotides long. It is a transcript of the gene trio, whose product is annotated as kalirin. Bases 391 to 7188 code for a protein of 2265 amino acids. The transcript is spliced from 17 exons. The record is from RefSeq and is a predicted model, not a curated record. Lineage: Eukaryota; Metazoa; Arthropoda; Insecta; Diptera; Drosophilidae. Gene Ontology annotation, cellular component: cytoplasm. Gene Ontology annotation, biological process: intracellular signal transduction; axon guidance. Gene Ontology annotation, molecular function: protein binding; guanyl-nucleotide exchange factor activity.